This is a messenger RNA of Gossypium arboreum, 846 nucleotides long. RefSeq names its product abscisic acid receptor PYL2-like. Gene Ontology annotation, cellular component: nucleus; cytoplasm. Gene Ontology annotation, molecular function: protein phosphatase inhibitor activity; signaling receptor activity; abscisic acid binding. Bases 130 to 711 code for a protein of 193 amino acids. Gene Ontology annotation, biological process: abscisic acid-activated signaling pathway. The transcript has a single exon. The record is from RefSeq and is a predicted model, not a curated record. NCBI's taxonomy places the organism in Eukaryota, Viridiplantae, Streptophyta, Magnoliopsida, Malvales, Malvaceae.
GAUUGUACCAUACAAGAAUUAGAAUAAAUCCUCCUUCACUCUUUUCCAUCAUCCCUCAUCACCGACUAUUUCUUCUCCAAGAAAAAACCCAAACCAAGCUCAGCACCCAAAGCAACACAACCCCAUGCCAUGAACCCUAGUCUUAUCACCUGUUCCAAUAAUAAUCUAACUGAUGAAGAAGAAAUCUCCAAGCUCGAGUCCAUCCUCCAAACCUACCAUACCUUUCCUUCAUCCUCAAACACAUGCACAUCUUUACUUACACAACGUAUAAACGUUCCCCUAAGCUUUAUAUGGCCAUUCGUCCGCGAUUUCGAAAACCCUAAUAAGUACAAGCACUUUAUCAAGAGUUGCACGAUGAAAGGAGACGGAAGAGUUGGAAGUGUGAGAGAUGUUACGGUUAUUUCGGGCUUACCGGCGUCGACGAGCACCGAAGUACUAGAGGUAUUAAAUGACGAUGAGCAUGUUUUGAGCUUUAGGGUUGUGGGGGGAGAUCAUAGGCUGAAUAAUUAUAGAGCUGUGACAUCGGUUCAUGAGUUUAAGGAAGGAGGAGGAGGAGAGGUAUAUAGUAUUGUUUUGGAGUCUUAUUCGGUGGAGAUACCUCAAGGGAACACUGAAGAGGAUACUAAGAUGUUUGUGGAUACUGUUGUGAAGUUGAACUUACAAAAGGUUGCAGAAGUAGCCAUGGCAGCAGCUUUGAAAACGCCUACGUGAAAUAAAGGUCCAUUGGUAGAUAAGCUAUAGCAGCUUUAUCUAUGGAGAAAGAGAUUGUGAUAAAUGAGGAUGAUAUUAUAAUGGGUUAUGUAAAUGUGGUGUGAUGGUAAUGAAAAUUUUACUUGCUCUCUCUCC